Messenger RNA from Notodromas monacha, 5072 nucleotides. Lineage: Eukaryota; Metazoa; Arthropoda; Ostracoda; Podocopida; Cyprididae. The record is from the annotation of a GenBank genome assembly.
GAGCGUGUUUAUUUCUUGUUAGUUUGAGAGAUGCUUUUUAGCGAAUAACUCCAUCGUUAAAAUCCCUAGAAAGUCAGAUAAAAUUGUUUUAUUAGCGAGAAUCCUUGAUUAUGGAAGUGCUUGUUAAAGUUUUCGACGCGCUCGACGCCAGUGAGCAUGGCUCUCGAGUGAACAUAGGAGCAGUGGUCGACGCCCUUUUUCCCGACGUGGAAUCGUUGACAUCGUGCGUGGACUCAGUGAUAGGAAAGUGCAGUGAACGUCUGAAAGAGAUCCGACUCGAUCUGAAGGCCGCUGUGUUUCGUGAGCUGGAAAGGCCAGCUGGUGAUCCAAAAGCCGAGUUGCUUCGUGCUCGUGCAGAAUUGGCGAGAGCGCUUGAAACGCACAGAGGAACCAAAGCCAUUGCGGAGGACUUGCAGAAAAGUUGCACCGCAAUUCGCGACGAUGAGGAAAGCGUGAAUCUUCGCGUUGGGAUCGAGAAGCUCAACACGGCCUUGAAAACGCUGAUCGGGAUUCGCUCGCUCGUGGCUGGCCUCAAUUCCCUCUGGUUCAUGCUUGCCGAAGGAGACGUUCGGGGGAUGAAGCUGGGUUUGGAUGGCUUGAAGAAAACGCUGGAUGGCUUCGAGUCUUACAAAAUGGACACGAUGGCGAAGCAUUAUUUCAGCGAUUACGAAAUCAUGACUGCGAAAGUAGGAGAGAAGGUGCAGGAAGAAUUUUUGAAUGCUGUGAAGCAUUGCGCGUCUAUCGAGCCUGAUAUCGAAAAACUCGGAUGGGGAUGUCGACUGAUAGACGAUUGCCUGAAUGGGACUAUCCGAGAUAAUGUCAUCAUCACCGUUUGUGACCACAUGCUCAUGGAUUACGAACGUUUGUUUGCUGAUCGCGAAAAGGGCUGGUUGGACGAAAUUGAACAGCGGUUUUUAUGGUUCCAUCAAUGCGCGAACAGGUACAACGCGAAAUGGUCCAAGAUUUUUCCGGAGGCGUGGCGAGUUCCUCCCACUUUGGCGAAACGGUUUUGUUGUUUGACUUGUACCCAACUCGAGGGAAUCAUGUCGGCGCGGAAAUCGGAUCUCAGUUCACGCCUUCUCGUCGAGUCUGUGCGGAAAUGCAUCGGGUUUCACAGGUAUUUGCAUGCCCGAUUUAUCGACGAAGUUGAGGAAUUUCCGGGCAAUGAUUGCUCCGCUUGGGAAGAGGACUCGAAACUUCCGCCUGUUCCGGAAAAUUCGCCUUUCCAGGCAGCCAUCACGAAAUGCUUCAUUCCGUUUUUCUACGUUUAUGUUGACCGCCAAGACCUUGAGCUCCAAGCACGCAUGAGGUCGUAUGCUGAUCUAGUUUUGCGCAAAGGAUUUCCCUUGACCAAGACGGAAAAUACCGCGUCAUCGUGCGUUCAUCCUUCGGCAGUUGACCUUUUCUUAUUUUUUCGACGUGCUUUGGCGCAAUGCUCGCAGGUCACCCAAGGUCAAAAUAUGUUUGCCUUGAGUUCCGUUUUCCAACGGCAUCUGCGGGAUUAUGCUGAAAAGGUCUUGAUGCCCCAGUUACCCGUCAAAGAAAAAUCAAUGACGACUUCGAGCAGUUCCCGACCUUCGGGAUUGCAAGCAUCUCUGAUGGAGUCCAGUCGUUUGUCGGCGAAUCUAGUCAUGAAUAUUCAAAAUCUUGUUAAAGACACUUCUGUCGGAGAAUCGCUCUUUGGGCCUAAAGAAGUCUGCGAUUCUGAAGCCGAGAAAAUCCCGAGUUUCGACGUUUCUCGGGUUUGCUGUAUUUUGUGCACUGCGGAGUACUGUUUGGAAACUUGCAGUCAGUUGGAAGGGAAGAUCAAAGAAAUGCUGGAACCGAGUUAUACAGAAAACGUCAAUUAUUCCGCCGAAACCAAGUGCUUCAACUCUGUCAUUUCCGAUUCGGUUGAUAUUUUAGUUGAAGAAUUUGUUCGUCGUUGCGAACAAGUGUUUGCCAGAACAUUCCGUUCCCAAGAAUCGAAGCGGAAUGCUUCACGAAGCAUUGGCGAAGAGUUGGCAAAAGCUAUAGGCGAAGAUGUUCACACCGUCCGCGAAUUACUCUCGUCCUCUCGUCGAUUUUUCAUCAAUUUCUUGGCAAAAUUUGUUGCGCAAGUGAUACCGGAAUUCAUCCGGGAUCUGUUUAUUGUUGACCGCGACGAAAUGGAGAAGCAGGUGGAAAGCGUGCGAAGUUUUUUGAUGAGUUUGCCGAACUACGGAGAUGACUGUGGUGUUUCAGCUCCUGCAUCCUACAUUCAUGGUGUGAAUUCAGGAUUGAAGAGAGCUGAGAUCAUAGUUAUGAUGGCCAAAAUGCAGAUGACAGACGAUAUACGAAGAUUCGUGAGGAGCUACAUCAGCUUCUCAGGCGAUACUUGUAAUGCUGCGGAUUUUCAGAAAAUUCUGGAACUGAAGGGCCUCAACAUGUGGCAGCGGAACAGGGUAAUGAACAAUUUCAAACUUCUCUCGGCGAAUAUCCUCAAACGAAGAGUUCUUCCUGAAAGCGCACUCGUGAAGAUCAUCUCGUAUUCCUCGAAUGAUGCCUUUGAAGAAUCGGACUUACCCGAGCGAGAGAAGAAAUUGCAAGAGCAAGCCAAGCUAAGAGGUGCGGAAAUUGCUUCGAAAGCCUCAUGGCUCAAAGAACUCGAAUCAUUUCCGCAGGUUCCAAGUGGGCCCAUGUCUCAUGCCCGACGUUUCUUCGCCGCAUCUGUCAAACGAAGUUAUUGUCCAAUUCCUUCGUUUGCACCAGCAAAAAACAUGGAGAACAAGAAAGUUAAACCCGAGGGGGUUUAUUUUGACUGGGAAUACAAUUUGAGUCCUGAUAAAAUGGAGGCAGUCCUAGAUGAUCUAAUGGCGAGAGUUCGGGCGAAAUACGAUGAAGUCGCUAAGGUCAAGCCAGAGGAGGCGAAUCAAGAUAAUGUCUUGAAAGCUUUAGACGACAUUGACAAUUUAGCAGGAAUGGAAUACUACCCCAUCAUGGCUGCCAAUCAUUUUGCUGUAAGCCCAGGGCAUACCAAAGUUUCUGCCGAAUGUGCGAAAAAGUGGAAUGAUUUCGAAGUUGAAAUGAGUAUGAGAAGAGACAUUUUCGACGUACUGGUCGCUUUCAAUGCAAAACUCGACAAACUAGUUCUGAGUCCCGAAGCAAAGCGUUUCCUGGAAAAGUUGAUAUUUGACGGGAAGCGACAUGGUUUACACUUGGUUCAAGAAGAUCGAGAUAAAAUGGAAAAGCUUCAGAAGGAACUCGCGAAGCUGAAACUAGAUUUUCGAAGAAAUCUAGACGAAAAUGACACUGUCAUGCAUUUAAAGAAGGAAGAACUCGAUGGGGUUCCCGCAGUUACGUUGGACACCAUGGAGAAGACGCCAGAUGGGUUGUACAUCGUGACGAUGAAUAAUCCGCAUGUUAGACCUAUUUUAAGAAGCUGUACAGUGGCAGAAACCCGGAAGAAAGUGCUUCGCACCAAUUUUUCAAGGUGCUCCGAGGCGAACGGACCGAUUUUGCAGAGAAUGUUGAAACUUCGUCACGAAAAAGCGCAGUUACUGGGCUACAAAACGCAUGCCGACUUUGUGCUGGAGAAUAGGAUGGCCAAAACUGCGAGUAAAGUUGAUGACUUUUUGCAAAACCUUGUUUGUGACCUGGAUCCCUUGUGGAAGAAAGAGCAGAGGAAUUGGCUCCGAUUGAGACAGCGGCUUCCCAAGACGAACGAAAUGCCGGGAAGAAUUGAUGUCUUGGGCUCUCUUGAUGAGACCGACUCAAUGGAAGACGAAUGCCAGAGUUCCGAACCCAUCGCUGACUGGGAUUACAGCUUUUUGCUGAACUUGUCCAACCAGAAACAGUAUCAUGUGGACCACAAGUUGAUACAAGAAUAUUUCCAAUCCGACCUCGUUGUACCCGGAGUCUUGAGAAUUUUUGAGACUAUCCUCGGACUCAAGUUCUCCCACGUGCCCGACGCUCCGGUUUGGCACAAAAGCGUGAAUAUGUAUGAAGUGAAAGACGCUGCCACGAAUCAGAGAAUGGGAUACUUUUUCUUGGAUUUAUAUCCGAGAGAUGGCAAAUACGGACAUGCUGCAAUGUUCGAACUGCAGCCGCAUUGGACAACACCGGAUAACAAGAUCAUGCAGCCCAUUUGCGCUGUUGUGUCAAAUUUCACUCCGCCCACUGCAAACCUGCCAUCUCUUUUAACUCAUGGAGAGGUUACUACUUUCUUCCACGAAUUUGGACACGUCAUGCAUGAAAUUUGUCGGCGAAACAAGUUCUACGCCUUUGGUUUGAACGGAGUGGAUACAGACUUCGUGGAAGCGCCUUCACAAAUGCUCGAGAAUUGGGCAUGGGAGCCUAAAAUCAUUAAGGAUCUCUCCAAACACUAUCAGACCGGAAAACAAAUGCCAGACCACAUCAUCCGAAGCCUCGUCAAGUCACAUUCUGCAAAUGCUGGCGGACUUACGUUGCGACAAAUAUUGCUUUCGCGUCUCGACCAGGAGAUUCAUUUUGGUGACGGAUCAGUGAAUGCUGAGAAAGUCCACAGAGAUUUGCAGAAAGUCCUCCUGGGCAUUGAACCGUUAGAAGGGACGAACUUUCCCGCGCAUUUCGGCCAUUUGGCCGGCGGAUACGAUGCAUCUUACUACGGUUAUCUGUGGAGUGAAGUUUUCAGUGCGGAUAUGUACGAAUCAACAUUCAAGCAGGAAGGCAUGAUGAACCCUGAAACUGGAAUGCGGUAUAGGAAGACCAUUCUCGAACCCGGUGGCGCCCGAGAUCCUCAGGACAUGUUAAAGGAAUUCCUUGGCCGCGAACCCUCCGACAGGGCGUUUCUGAAGUCGAAAGGAAUUAUUCGCUGAAAUUUUUUCUUACAAUUUGGUUCUUUUGAAAGGCUUUAUUUUCGUAUAUGAAAACAUUGUUUUGUUGGCUGGGCCAGAUUUAAAUGAAAAGAAUAAUCCGUAGUAUUUCCCGCCAAUAGAAUUCCAUCGCGUGUCACGGUAAUUAUCGCAAAGGGGAAAAAUCGGUAUUUUUCGUCAAGUGUGAAGCAGGCAGAAUGCAUUCAAAUGUAUCGUGAAUAAACAAAGAAAGAAAUAUAUGAAUAACUUUCUCAUGCCGCA